AUGAGCGGACGCGGCAAGGGGAAGUCCGGCAAGAAGCCUGUCUCCCGCAGCAGCAAAGCAGGGCUGCAGUUCCCCGUGGGCCGUGUGGCGCGCUACCUGAAGAAGGGCCGGUACGCCACCCGCGUCGGCGCGGGCGCGCCCGUCUACCUGGCCGCGGUGCUGGAGUACCUCUGCGCCGAGGUGCUGGAGCUGUCGGGCAACGCAGCCCGCGACAACAAGAAGAACCGCAUCGUGCCCCGCCACAUCCAGCUGGCCAUCCGCAACGACGAGGAGCUGUCCAAGCUGCUGGGCGGCGUGACCAUCGCGUCCGGCGGCGUGCUGCCCAACAUCCACAGCGUGCUGCUGCCCAAGGACAAGAAAAAGAAGGGCGGCUCUGUCAGCCAGGAGUUCUAG
Monoraphidium neglectum is the source of this 393-nucleotide messenger RNA. RefSeq names its product Histone H2AX. NCBI's taxonomy places the organism in Eukaryota, Viridiplantae, Chlorophyta, Chlorophyceae, Sphaeropleales, Selenastraceae. The transcript is spliced from 3 exons. Gene Ontology annotation, cellular component: nucleosome. The coding region runs from base 1 to 393 and encodes 130 amino acids. Gene Ontology annotation, molecular function: structural constituent of chromatin; DNA binding; protein heterodimerization activity. The record is from RefSeq and is a predicted model, not a curated record.